Molecule: messenger RNA, 1019 nt
Organism: Tuber aestivum (summer truffle)
Lineage: Eukaryota; Fungi; Ascomycota; Pezizomycetes; Pezizales; Tuberaceae
Source: the annotation of a GenBank genome assembly
AUGAAGGUUUCACCAGUUAUUUUAUCAAUUUCAAUUGCUCUUUUGAGCAGUUUUCACACCGCUACCAACGUCAAUGCCGCGGCAGUAUCACAAGGCGGGGAACCGCCUUCCGCUGCGUUGUCGGUACGCAGUAUUCUAGGUGGUGUGUUUCUAGUGAAGCGGCGCGGCGGAGGGUCUAGCGGUGGCGGGGGAGGAGGAAGCAGUGGUGGUGGGGGUGGUGGUGGUGGUGGUCGCGGUGGGAGUAGCGGUGGGAGCAGUGGGAGUAGUGGGAGUAGUGGGAGUAGUGGCAGGAGUGGGAGUAGCGGGAGUAGCGGGAGUAGCGGGAGUAGCGGGAGUAGCGGGAGUAGCGGGAGUAGCGGCGGACGGUCUUCAUCCUCCUCCUCCAGGUAAGCCCCACUUUCCAAUUCUUCCAAUCCUCCACAAGCAAUGCCAACAACCGCUCUAGUUCCUCCUCCAACACCGGUGGCACCUCCAAAAGCGGUUCCGGCAUCUCUCCAUCCUACGGCCACAGCCCAGCUUCCUACAGUGGCGGCGCGGCAGUCCCAUACACCUCCGGCAGGCGUACGCCCCACGGAAUCAUCCCUUCCAUCCUCCCCCUCACCCUCUUGUCUUUCUUCCCGGGCCUCUGGCUAUUUAAUGUUUUUGCCUACCCGUGGCCUAACCCGGCCAACUUCUACAACGCAACGAGCAAAGCAGAGGAGACAAUCCCCGUGCUCUGCCUGUGCCAAGAGUACUCGGUGUGCGGGUGCGAGGAAAACACUGAGGUGGCAUAUAUCAAGGAGGUGAUUGGAGAGGCGAGCAAUAAUAGCAGUCUGGUGAGGAUCACGAAUGUUAAUGGCACUGAGACCUUGGUGAUUAAUGGGACGUUGCCUAAUGGGACUACUGCUGCUGCGAGUGGGACGAAUAGUUCUUCUGCGACGGCUAAUUCUGCUGGGACUGGAACGGGGAGGUUGGCAGGGGAGACAUUGGGAGUAUGGAUUGUUGCGGGAGUAGUUGCUUGGGGAGUUUUCUUCACUUGA